Emericellopsis atlantica is the source of this 1528-nucleotide messenger RNA. Its product is annotated as ubiquitin carboxyl-terminal hydrolase 2. The transcript is spliced from 2 exons. Lineage: Eukaryota; Fungi; Ascomycota; Sordariomycetes; Hypocreales; Bionectriaceae. Gene Ontology annotation, cellular component: cytoplasm. The coding region runs from base 263 to 1204 and encodes 313 amino acids. The record is from RefSeq and is a predicted model, not a curated record. Gene Ontology annotation, biological process: ubiquitin-dependent protein catabolic process; protein deubiquitination. Gene Ontology annotation, molecular function: cysteine-type deubiquitinase activity.
GUCUCUUAGCCUGAUUAUAUACAUCUUAUACCGAAACAAGCAUUUCUGACCGAUGCCCACCAAUUUAGUGAUUGCACAGAUUCACAGCAAAAGGGGCUGUUGUUGCUGUAGGGUAGGCCCAAAAACACGGACCGCCCACUUCAUUUGACGUCAGCAUGCUGAUUGCCUUGCGAUAGCUUCGCGGAUUUCGUCCUCUAUCUGCAGCGCACCACUGGGGAUUCGACAUUCUCCUUCGCUUACAUCUCUGCCACCGAUAGACAUCAUGAGCGGCGGCUGGAAUACCAUCGAGUCUGACGCGGGCGUCUUCACCUCGCUCGUCGAAAAUCUAGGCGCGUCCAACCUGCAGUUCGAGGAGCUCUUGACUCUCGAACCGUCCGAGCUCUCCUCCCUGCAGCCUCUGUACGGCGUCAUCUUUCUCUUCAAAUACCCCACCGACACCCCGUACACGUCUAGCGAGACCCCCCUCGACGGAACGUUUGAUCACGAUGCGGCCAGCCGCAUUUUCUUCGCAGCGCAGACCAUCCAGAACGCGUGCGCGACGCAGGCGCUCCUGAGCGUGGUGCUGAACAAGACAGACGAGGUGGACAUUGGCGAGAAGCUGGGCGAGUUUCGGGAGUUCACCAUUGAGCUGCCCCCCGAGUUUCGCGGCGAGGCGCUGAGCAACUCGGAUCUCAUUCGCGAGACACACAAUUCGUUUGCGCGCAGCUCCCCCUUUGCAGACGAGACGGCGCCCAAGGGCGGCGAGAGCGAGGAUGUCUUCCACUUUAUUGCCUAUUCGGCCAUCAACGGCAAGCUCUACGAGCUGGACGGCCUGCAACCGGCGCCCAUCUCACACGGCGAGUGCACAAUGGAGAAUUUCCCCGAGAAAGUGGUGGAUGUGCUACAGAGGAGGAUCGCGCGCUAUGAGGCCACGGAGAUCCGCUUCAACCUGUUGGCCAUGUGCCGUGAUCUGCGGGUUCGGGCGCGCGAGUUUGGGGACAUGGAGCUUUUGGAGAGGGAGGAGCGUAAGAGGAAAGACUGGCUGUUUGAGAAUGCGCUGCGGAGGCACAACUUUGUGGGCUUCGCGGGCGAGGUUCUCAAGGGCGUGGUGGAGAGCAAGAUGAAGGACGGCAAAGUUGACGAGUGGGUGGCCGAGAGCCUGGAGAGGCGGAAAAAGGCAGAGCAAGCGAGGAGAGCAGGGCAAGAUGUCGAGAUGAGCGGCUGAACCAAGCGUCCCCGGGGACGCCAACAAGUCUAGCACAGACAAGGGCCCAAGUGCCCUGCAAGAUUGCCAUCUGGAAACAUGGGGGGUCUUGUUGGUUGGCAGAUACCAAUCUUGGAGCACGGGUGUGCUAUCGCAACAUAGGGUGGUCCGGACACAAGAUUAUCUGGGUUUGUCCUUGCGUCUCAACAUGACUGCCACUAUGUGCGGAUGAUGCAGUGGGUGCAUGCGGAAUCAGUACUCGCCCCCCGGGUAUGCAUUUGCUAUCUCGCCUCGAGGGCGCAUAGUCAGAACACAAUCAUAUAUACAACAAGAAGUUUAACACCA